Callorhinchus milii (elephant shark) is the source of this 1073-nucleotide messenger RNA. Its product is annotated as enoyl-CoA hydratase. The transcript has 7 exons. The coding region runs from base 12 to 1034 and encodes 340 amino acids. The record is from RefSeq and is a predicted model, not a curated record. NCBI's taxonomy places the organism in Eukaryota, Metazoa, Chordata, Chondrichthyes, Chimaeriformes, Callorhinchidae. Gene Ontology annotation, molecular function: catalytic activity.
CCGGGUUUGCCAUGUUGGCGGCAGGGCUGCGGGCAGGGCUGCGGGCAGGGCUGUGGGCAGGGCUGUGGGCAGGGCUGCGGGCAGGGCUGAGAGGGGGCAUAGACCAGGGCAGAGUGGCUCAGUGCAGAGCCCCGAGCAACAGCUUCAGCCGCAGCCACAGCCUGACACAGGCUGCAGCUCACACACACAUUAUUAGGAGAGGCUUCAAACAUCGGGGAGCGUUUUGUCUAGAACAGAACAGAAAAGUUGAGAAGAGCAAUGUUAUCACCGAAAAGAUUGGAACGAUUAUCACCAUUGGAAUUAACAGGCCAGAAAUAAGGAAUGCUGUGAAUAAGAAGACAGCCCAACACUUGCUGGAUGCAUUCACUGCUUUUGAGAGGGACAAGUCUUUGACAGCAGCUGUAUUGCACGGAACAGGGGGUAAUUUCUGUGCUGGUUAUGACUUGAAGGAGUUGGCUCAAGUUGCAUUGCCUGUUAAAUUUGAACAAGAUGUCACCAGGGAGCCGGGUCCUUUGGGACCAUCUCGGAUGCAGUUUUCAAAGCCAGUGCUUGCUGCAGUGAGUGGAUACGCAGUUGCUGGAGGGAUGGAACUGUCCUUGUUGGCUGAUUUGCGUAUUGUGGAACAAAGUGCUAUCAUGGGAGUCUUCUGCAGACGCUUUGGUGUUCCAUUAAUUGAUGGGGGUACAGUAAGGCUACCAAAGCUAAUUGGGUUAUCCAGGGCAAUGGAUCUCAUCUUAACCGGACGUCCCAUUGGGGCACAAGAAGCUUAUGAAUUUGGGCUUGCCAACCGUAUUGUUCCAGAUGGUCAAGCUCUUCAACAUGCCAUAAAGUUAGCAGAACAGAUAUCUACAUUUCCUCAGCAGUGUCUGGUUGCAGACAGAGCCUCUGCUUACUACAGUACCUUCAAUGCCUCUUCCUUUACUGAAGCCAUGCAGUUCGAAUUUGACAAUGCCAAACACGCAAUUUUGGAGGAGGCCAUCCCUGGUGCAGAGAGGUUCAGUUCAGGAGCUGGAAGAAGCGGAAUAUUCACUUAGCUUGUGAAAACCUCCAACAGAUUAAAUGGAAAUGAUUCA